AGAAAUAGAUGUUUGACUGGUAUCCCUUUGUUUCUCUAAGUGAAGAUGCUUACAGACGUGAUAGUAGAGGAAGAAUUCGAGAAUAAAGACGAAGAACAUUGGUAUGACCACCGAGAUCUGGAGCAAGGUAAAAAAGCUUAGAUUUUGUCUUGUCUUUAUACUAUUAUUCAAAGGAAGUAAUGCCAGGAUCCUAUAACAGGAGAGAAAAUUGUACCUAAUAGACUUUUUUUAAAUUAGCCUAAUUAUUAAAGUUACUGUUAUUAUUUUGAGAGGGAAACAUAGGUUUGAAGAAAAUGUAGAUAUCUGUGACGGAAGCAUGGUUUACUUGCUGUGUGAUUUCCCACAGUUGAUGGAUUGCACCACAUCCUGUGUCAGAUCUUCAUUUGGCUGCUGAGCUGGGCAAAACUCUCCUGGAGAGGAAUCGUGAAUUAGAGGAUGGGCUUCAGCAGAUGUAUAACACUAACCAAGAGCAGCUACAGGAAAUCGAGCAUCUUUCAAAGCAGGUGGAAAUGCUCAGGUCAGCGAAUGAUCAGCAUGCUAAAGUCUCUGAGCAGCUAGAAGCCACUGCUGGAGACUUGGAGCAGAGAAACCAAAGACUCUCCCUGGAGAACCGCUCAGCCCAGCUUAAGAUCGAGAGGCUUACCGAGACCAUAAACAUGCUGCAUGGUCAGGUGGAGGAGCUGCAGAGGGAAAUUGAGAACCUGACUCCAGAUCUUCAGGAGCAAUCAUCUAUCAGACAAUCAGACAAGUAUCCAUCUAAUGAGAACUCUGAAUGUGUGAGCACUCCCUCUCUAAAGGAGGAUGACUGGGAAAAAGAAGAGCACACAGCCCUUUUGCACUCGCUGCAGACCCAGCUGAAUUUAGAGCGAAGCCUAAGAGAUACUGCUGAGCAAGAGGUCGAGGCUCUGGCCCGAGAGAUCAGCGAGCUGGAGCCACGUGCGACCCUGUUGGAAGGCUAUAAGGCACGUCUGGCUGAGGUGGAGGUUGAAGUUGAGGAGCUACGUCAGCUAGCGCGGUCAGACUCAGCCUCAUGCAUGCUACCGGGUGUGCUGUUCUUCCCUGCAGAUGAGGAAGUGGGUGAGAUCUGGGAGACAAAGCAAGUGCAGAAGUGCUGCAACAUCCAGAGGCAGGUCCUGGAAGCUGACACUAAAGAUAAAGAGUUGAGAAACGAAGAACACACUGAUGCACAUUUAGAGACAGUGAAGAGCCACGGCAUGUCUCUGCUAAACGAGGUGGAAGAUCAAUACAACGCCUUACAAAGAAAGUACAAUGCACUUCUGCGCCGCUACGAAGAUGGAUCGCGGUCGCAGUGUGACAAAGCAGUGCAGACGUCCACAGCCAAACAGGGGUCUCAAGUGUGCACUCAGCUGCCGGAAUAUAAAACACUGUUCAAUGAGAUUUUCACUUUUAUCCAAAAUAGCAAAAAGGACUUAGAGAUGAACAGGGCCAAGGCAAGUUAAAUUCAGUUUCACCUUCCAAAAAACUGUUAGAUUUGUCCUCUACAGAAAUUCCCAAAUCUCCCAGCAGGCAUCUGCUCUAAUAAGGCCGUGAGGAGACAGAAUGAAUGAAGUGGAAUCACAAAGGAAUAAGGUUAUUAUAGGACAGACAGCACAGCCAAGCUUGAGCUUCACAUCUCACAUUUUAUUUCAGAUAUAGACCUAACUGAAAAUUAUUAUUUAAGUGUUUAAGCGCUUUGCAUGACAACUUGUGACCUUUUUUUUUGCAGUAUUUUUGCUUAUUAUUAUAUGUAUUGUUAAUAUUUUAGCAGCGCUGCCACAAAAAAAGUUUACAGAAACCGAAUUAAAGUUACACUUUGACCUUUAAGAAAUUUUGUCUUUGUUUGAAUUGUACACGUCUCAGAGGUCACGUUAGCUCUACGCUGGGGCUCAGAUAUCAGCUACGUAUACACACACUUCUUCAUAAUUAUUGUGAAAACAGGACAAGUAACGGAGCACUUAAUAAAUCUUUAGAUGUUUUAUGGGGGACCUUUUUCUACUUUUUGCCAUAUUUUAGGAUUUGCCUUCUACAUUUACAGCACAUGACAGACAUUUAUCUCAAUUUAUACAACUAAGCAAUUAAGGGCCCUAACUAAGCAAGCAGUGGCAGCUUGAUGGACUUGGGAUUUGAAAUCACAACCUUCUGAUCACUAAUGCAACACCUUAACCACUAAGCUACCAAA
Molecule: messenger RNA, 2179 nt
Organism: Tachysurus vachellii
Lineage: Eukaryota; Metazoa; Chordata; Actinopteri; Siluriformes; Bagridae
Gene: cdr2b
Product: cerebellar degeneration-related protein 2b
Exons: 5
Coding region: 450-1460 (336 amino acids)
Source: RefSeq, a predicted model, not a curated record